This is a messenger RNA of Nematocida homosporus, 4821 nucleotides long. RefSeq names its product DNA-directed RNA polymerase II subunit RPB1. The coding region runs from base 1 to 4821 and encodes 1606 amino acids. The transcript has a single exon. The record is from RefSeq and is a predicted model, not a curated record. NCBI's taxonomy places the organism in Eukaryota, Fungi, Microsporidia. Gene Ontology annotation, biological process: transcription by RNA polymerase II. Gene Ontology annotation, molecular function: DNA binding. Gene Ontology annotation, cellular component: RNA polymerase II, core complex.
AUGGGCAGUGAAAUUCCUCUAAGAAAGGUCGAAAGUAUCGAAUUUGGCAUACUUUCACCUGAAGAUGUAGUGGCUAUAAGUGUGUGUAAAAUUGAGCAUCCAGAAACCGUUGAAAAUGGGGUACCUAAAGAAGGAGGACUAGCUGAUUUACGGCUUGGUACUUCUGAACGUGGAUUUCUUUGUAGUACGUGUGGACAUCGUUUUGACCAAUGUACAGGUCAUUUUGGCUACAUUGAAUUAUCAAAACCAGUCUUUCAUAUCGGAUUCUUAGCCAAAGUAAAGAAGAUCUUAGAAUCUGUUUGUUUCUUCUGUUCUAAACUCAGAAUUGAGAAGCAACAAUUGCCAUCUUUAAAACCACGUAAUCAAAAGGAACGUAAACGUCGUUUAAAUCUAGUUUGGGGUUUAGCUAAGAAUAGAGCUGUCUGUUUAGGAGAAGUCUUACCCGGUCUAGAAGAAACACCAGGAGAGAAGGUUCGUAGUGGGUGUGGUAAUCGGCAGCCAACAAUUCGUCGUGAAGGUCUGCAUUUACUUGCCUUCCAAAAAGGAGAAGAACUAGCUGAAGGUAAAACAGUUCUAUCGGCUGAGAAGGCUUUAGAGAUACUGAGAAGAAUUAGUGAAGUAGAUAUUGAAGCUCUUGGUUUUGAUUUAGAAAGAGCUCGACCUGAAUGGAUGAUUAUUCGUGUUUUACCUGUUCCUCCUCCUCAAGUCCGUCCUUCAAUUACUAUGGAGGGAUCUUUGCGUUGUGAAGAUGAUUUAACGCAUAAACUAGCUGAUAUCAUUAAGGCCAGUAAUAACUUAAAAAGAUACGAGCAAGAAGGAGCUCCAGGACAUAUUACCCGAGAUUACGAACAGUUAUUACAAUUUCAUGUAGCUACUCUUAUGAAUAAUGAUAUCUCUGGUCAACCUCAAUCUCUUCAGAAGAACGGGCGGCCUUUAAAGUCUUUAAGAGCUCGUUUAAGAGGGAAAGAAGGACGAGUACGUGGUAAUUUAAUGGGUAAACGAGUGGACUUUUCCGCCCGAACGGUUAUUACAGCCGAUCCUAACAUAGGUAUGAAUGAAGUAGGAGUUCCAGAAGAGAUUGCUAAGAUGUUGACCUUCCCAGAACGAGUUACUGAGUAUAACUUAGCUGAAGCUAGAGCGGCUGUUUUUCGGGGUCCACAUACUCAUCCUGGGGCUAAUUACGUCAUUCGUGAUGAUGGACAGCGGAUUGACUUGCGCUUUCAUCGGGGGGAGAUGAACGUACAAGUUGGGUACAUUGUGGAACGCCACCUUAAAAAUGGCGAUACAGUUCUGUUCAAUCGUCAGCCUUCUUUGCACAAAAUGUCGAUGAUGGCCCAUCGGGCUCGAGUUAUGCGCUUUUCUACCUUUCGGCUGAACUUAAGUGUGACUUCACCUUAUAAUGCUGAUUUUGAUGGGGAUGAAAUGAACUUGCAUUUACCACAAUCUUUACCGGCUCAGACUGAGUUGCGAGAAUUAGCUUUAGUAGAGAAGAACAUUGUUUCACCCCAAAGUAAUCGGCCGGUUAUGGGGAUUGUUCAGGAUACACUUUUAGGUCUUUAUAAGUUAACUAAGCGAGAUCUGUUCUUAACUCCAGCUCAGGCUCAGCAUUUAGUCUAUGCAAUGGAUAAUGGGCGAUCUUUAGACCCGCCAGUUCUUUUAAGACCGAUUAGACUUUAUACUGGGAAGCAAAUCUUCUCUCAUGCCUUACCACCCGUAUCUUAUAACGGCUUACAUAGUGCCCAUGUUCCUGAUGCUCCUUUUUGGGCUAAUGAGGAUGAUAGUUGUGUAGUGAUUAGGAAUGGUGAAUUAUUAGCUGGGAUUAUUUGUAAACGGACGGUUGGAACGGCUUCUGGUGGUUUAAUUCAUGUUAUUGCUAAUGACUUACCCCGGCGGGUUUGUGUUGAUUUUAUUGAUGCUUUACAACGGGCUGUAGCUGCUUGGCUGGCGGCCUUUGAAGGGUUUACAGUUGGAAUUGGUGAUACGGUUCCGGAUGCAGCUACAGCCGAUGCUAUUCGGGAGGCAAUUGAUCGGGCUAAGUCAGAGACUGAGAAGUUAAUCUGGCGAGCAGCUCAUGGUGAAUUAGAAAGACUCCCGGGUAUGUCUAUGCGUGAAUCUUUAGAAUCAGUUAUUACUUUGGCUUUGAAUCGGGCUCGUGAUACGAGUGGGACGGCGGCCCAACGGACUUUACUCGCCCAGAAUAGUAUUAAGCAAAUGGCCGCCGCCGGUUCAAAAGGAUCAAGUAUUAAUGUUUCGCAGAUGUCGGCCUGUGUCGGACAGCAGGUAGUGGAAGGUCGGCGUAUUUUACUGGGAUUUCGUGAUCGGGCUCUACCCCAUUUUACUAAGGAUGAUUUUGGAGCGGAAGCUCGUGGGUUUGUGAGUAGUUCUUAUAUAACGGGUUUAACUCCAGUUGAGUUCUUCUUCCAUGCCAUGGGUGGUCGAGAAGGUCUCAUUGAUACGGCAGUUAAGACGGCAGAAACGGGAUAUAUUCAAAGACGACUAGUUAAGGCCUUAGAAGAUGCCCAGGUAAGGGCUGAUCGUAGUGUAAGGAGUGGUGAGGGCCAGGUGAUUCAAGGGGCUUAUGGUGGAGAUUGUUUGGAUGCCACCUUUAUUGAAAUGCAAGAUUUAGUGUUGUUGGGUUCGGAAAGUGAGUUUACUAGUAAGUUUGUGCUUGAUUUAUCCGGUUUAGCUGAGUAUCCGCUUAGUGCUCGGGUGGCGGCGGCCCUAAGAAGUCCACGGGGGAAGAGUUUAGUCCGGACGGAAAUACUUAUGCUACGUGAUGAACGGAAUGAGUUACUAGCGGCUGGAGUGAAGGGCCGACAACCUUUACCGGUACCUUUAGCACGCAUAUUUGAACGGGCUCAACGUAUGUCACAAAGUCCAACGGCUGCUCCAGGAGUUAUUCGUAGUGCAGAGACAGGUCGUAGUGGUCUAGUGGUCGGUGAUGUUCUCCCGGAACGAAUUGUCCGAGCUCGAGAAGCUUUGGAAACAGCUUUAGUUACGGCUAUUUGUGCGAUUGAAGAGGUGGCUAAACCGGCUUUUAGAUUGUUUAUGGCCCAUUUAAGAGGGUAUUUAGCGGUUAAACGGGUUCUUUGUGAGUUUAGAUUAAGUGGAGCUGCUUUUGAAUGGGCGGUAGAUGAGGUACGUAGUGUGUUCUUGAAGGCCAUAGUAGCACCGGGAGAAAUGGUUGGGACUUUAGCCGCUCAGAGUAUAGGUGAACCGGCUACUCAGAUGACUUUGAAUACUUUUCACUUGGCUGGAGUAGCUAGUACGGUAACUAGAGGUGUUCCUCGUUUGAAGGAAAUCAUUAAUGUUGCUAAGACAAUCAAAACACCCUCUUUGAUCCUUUACUUACGUGAUGAUUUAAGGUAUACGCCUGAAGGUGCUAAAAAAGCGCAACAGGAGAUAGAAAGGUGUUAUGUUCGUGAUGUUUUAGCUUGUUCUGAGGUGGUUUAUGAUCCAUUAUUAACGGCUAUUAAGGCCGAUGCUGAUUUUAUUGAGGCUUAUGCUAUCUUAGAUCCUAGUGUUUAUACGCCUAGUUCGCCUUGGGUACUAAGACUGACUUUAAACCGACGGGCCUUAGUUGAUCGUGGUUUGAGUAUUGAGGUGGUUGCCCAAGUUAUUGAGGUUAGUACUGGGUAUAAGUGCAUGCAUAGUGAUGAAAAUGCAGCUACCCAGAUUAUUCGUUGUGCUUUACCCGAUACAGAAGAAAGAUUGCGGAAGAUAGAAGCAACUGUAGCUGCUAUUAUGCUUAAGGGUUUAUCUGGGAUUAAACGGGCCUUCAUUAAUGAAAGUCCAGUUAGUGGUGGCGAUGGUCGAGUUGAGUACGUUUUGCAUACAGAAGGUGCUGGUUUAGCUGAAGUUUUAACUCAUCCUAUGGUUGAUCCGCACAGAUCUACUUCUAAUGAUCCUUUAGAAGUCCUACGAGUGCUGGGGAUUGAAGCGGCCCGAGCAGCUGUGCUAAGAGAAAUCAGAGCAGUGAUUGAAAGUGAUGGUUCUUACGUUAACUUCCGGCACUUAUCUAUUCUAGCCGAUAUUAUGACUCAACGUGGUACUUUAUCCGGUAUUACUCGGCAUGGUACAAACCGUGGUGAAGCUGGGGCUUUGAUGCGUUGUUCGUUUGAAGAGACAGUUGAGAUUUUACUGGAUGCAGCUGCUUCGGCUGAGACGGAUAGGUGUCGGGGUGUAGUUGAGAGUGUUAUGUUGGGUCGAGUGGCAGCGAUUGGUACGGGUACGACUGAAGUGAUCAUAGAUAAGGAUGCUUUAGAGCAGGGUGUGGCUGCUUUAGAGAAGUACGAGUUUGAGGAGGAUGAAAGUGGUGGAGAAACACCGCCGGGUUUAAUGUCUCCUCUAUCUGCUCCUGGUUCUGAUUCUUCUUCAUCGCACUGGGGUAUGCCUGGGGUUACACCUGGCUACUCGCCGGCUAGUCCUACUUACUCGCCGGCUAGUCCUACUUAUGCUCCGGCUAGUCCGACCUAUUCGCCUUCUAGUCCUACUUAUGCCCCUAGUAGUCCGAGUUAUUCACCGACUGGAGCUGGGUUUGUCUACUCGCCAGCUAGUCCGGUUUAUAGUUUUGCCCCAAGUAGUCCUAACUUCUUGCCGCCGCGAGGUGCCAGUUCACCCCCGCCUCUUUACACUCCCAGUAGUCCAGCCCCGAACUACAACCGUGCUUAUGCUCCCGUAGCCCCUUUAUCACCCGCCGCCCAAACGCUCUAUACCCCCUCAGCUAUGCCCCGCAGUGAAGAGGGAUACCUAAGAAUGCGCCAAAAACUAGCUGAGGAAAACAGUAGUAGUGAGUCUUCUGAGGAGGAAAGGGAUGAAUAA